GGGCAGCAGCCGGCGGUCGGCCAGCGAGCCGCGCCUCUGGGUGCCCCAGCAGGGCACUGCGCCACCAGCUGGUCAGGGGAAGACGCGACACUCCGUCGCCGUACCUGUGCUGCCGGUUGCCAUCUGUGGUCCUUACGUGUGCGUGGCACCCACAGCGUCAAAACCAGCUGUUCAUGGAACUUCCAAAGCUGAUCAAAUUCACCGGACGCAAAUGCAUAGGUCUGGCGAACAAAUGCAGCGUAACUACCCCGGUGUCUGCCAUGUGGACACGCAGCAGAUACGUCUGCUGCCGCACGCCAUGCCGGUGUUACUGUUGUGCAGAGUUGGAAUGGCUCCUGCUCGCCAGUGGGUAGCGCCGUCUGCUGGCGCACCGGUUGAGACUUCGGCUGGCAGAGGUGAAACGGCACAUAAAUGGACCCACACAGAGGCUUCGCAGUCAUCGGGCCGCAGAGAUCCGUCCCGGCGCAGCUCCAGCGGAGACAUCGGCCAAGUGGAACACACAGCGACAGCAAGCAAAGUCCAGCGUAGUCGUACACGAACGCUUCCCGGCAAUUUCGCACAGCUGGAGAAAUCUUGGACUUGUAAUGCCGGCAGUCAAGUAAAGUCGCCAUCCAAAAACAUUCGUUUAUGACGAGCAGAUCAGAAGUAUCACGCAAGAGCGGCCUCUGGGGACGAUCGAUCAAUCAGCUGAGAGUACAAGAAAAGUAACUUUUAAGCAACAGACAUUAUUUUGGAUAACAACCAGAAUGUAAAAAAGAUUGAAGUAUCGUGAUGUUACUAAAGUCCUAGUAACAAUUUUAUUUUGGUCCCACACUCCUCUUCCUAUGUAUGCCGACGUAGAGAGAACGGGUUUAGCUUGGAGUUAAAAACACAUGGCUAAUUACAUCAUGCUGCUACUAAAACGUUUAGUACUGUGUAUACCAGAUCCCAUUUUUCUGCUACAAUGAGUUAUCGGUUCGAUGAAGAUGAUAAAUACUCAUACUAAAGUAUACGCUUAGUUUUUAAAAAAAACUAGUCCUGAAAUACAAUCGUUAAGGAUUUUUAACACGGAAUUUUUUUCUAAUGGCGUGUCGAACAGAGGUGAAGGUAUAUCAAAGACUCAACGCUCAUACCACAUUUCUGCAGU
Molecule: messenger RNA, 1126 nt
Organism: Schistocerca cancellata (South American locust)
Lineage: Eukaryota; Metazoa; Arthropoda; Insecta; Orthoptera; Acrididae
Exons: 3
Coding region: 212-631 (139 amino acids)
Source: RefSeq, a predicted model, not a curated record